Molecule: messenger RNA, 1022 nt
Organism: Panicum virgatum (switchgrass)
Lineage: Eukaryota; Viridiplantae; Streptophyta; Magnoliopsida; Poales; Poaceae
Exons: 1
Coding region: 145-756 (203 amino acids)
Source: RefSeq, a predicted model, not a curated record
CCGCGAUGGAGCGGUGGACUUGCCAGGCUGGCCAUUGCCGGCGUGAGGCGGUGCGGGCUGCGGCUAUUUAAACCUCUCCCCAGGGCUUUCCGAAUCGAGCACCGACACCGAGGGAGGAAGAGACGGCGAGCAGAGAGAUCAGAGAUGGAGGUGGAGGUGGAGUUCACUUGGAAGGGCCUGUUCCAGCGGCGGCUGGUCCUGGCGGCCAGGCACUGCGACAGGGUCCACGGGCUGCUCUUCGGGGCGAUCGAGGUCGUGGACGCCGACUUGCGGACCUGGCGCCGCCACGAGGGGCCCUGCGCGGAGGAGGCGCAGGGCGCGCUCGAGGGCGCCUCGGCGGAGCUCGGCCUCGCCCUCGCCAGCAUGGGCGCGGCCCGCCACCUCGCGCUCCGGGGCGGUGCGCCCUGCCCGAGCGCGCCGCUCGACUCCGUGGACGACCUCGCAGGGGACCCCGGCGUGUGGUGCGCGCUGGAGAGGCUCGAGAAGGCCGCCGGGAUCGCCACCCGCGUGCACGACGGGCUGGAGGGCGCCCGCGGGCACCUUCGCGCGGCCGCGCUCCUGGCGGCCCUGGACGGGGUCGGCGGCGGCGGUGGGGGCGGCGACAGCACCGCACCGUGGGAGCAGAGCCCCUGCUUCGCCGAGCAGCUCAACGGCGCCAUGGAGCUCGGCGAAGCGAUGCUGAAGGCGGGGGAGCUCGUCGCGGAGACCGCGGUGGCGCGCGAGGCGGCGUUCGGCUUCAUCGGCGGCGCCAAGUGAAUUAUCCGGCCUACCGGAUUCGCAACAUUGAUCAUUAGAUUCGUCACCUGGACGCCUGCUUGCGUUUGUUCUACUCUCUCGUGUCGCGGAGAAAUCGAAGGUGAUCGUUUCGGUGUGAUCUCAGCGAGUCAGUGGCUCGGGCGCCCCGGCAUGAUGUCAUUCCGAAAGCUUCUGAUCUUACGUUUCAAAGUUCAAACUUAUGUUGUACUCCAUUGAUGGCUUGUUCCUUGCUUAUGUGGAUGCAUUGUUGGCCUGCUUAGAGUUCA